Trematomus bernacchii (emerald rockcod) is the source of this 3143-nucleotide messenger RNA. Its product is annotated as protein FAM171B-like. NCBI's taxonomy places the organism in Eukaryota, Metazoa, Chordata, Actinopteri, Perciformes, Nototheniidae. The record is from RefSeq and is a predicted model, not a curated record.
GGGCGGGGCCUCGCUGCUCUGACAGCGUAGAGGUUAGGAUGGCGACACACUGCUCAUCUCUGUUCCUCCACAACGUAUAGAUGCUAACUGGAUGAAUUGGAUUUGUGAGUCAUCGGUGACCUCCAUCAACACUUCUCUUCUCCAGAGGCAGAGCCAUGCGCCUGUGGAUGUGUGUGUUUUCUGCGCUGAUCCUAUGCGAAGAUGGGAAAGCGAAGGGAGCGUUCACUCCGCCUGGACAUCCUCUGCAUAUCAAUGACGGCAACUUUUCAGACCGGGAUCACAUGAAACAAGAGGCUUUUCAGAACCAACAAGUGCUGCUCCCGCUGUCAGAUCCUGCUUUUAACCUGAAGGUCCAGGUGAACAACGUGCUGAGUCGUGAGUCCCUGAGCCAGGCGCUGGUGGAGGUCUACAUCAACUACACCCUGUUCACCACUGCCCUCACUGGGGGGGACGGCGGCAUUCUGCUUCACGUUCCUUACCAAACUGGGACAACAAUCACACUUGUGGCCAGUAAGGAUGGCUAUAUCUGCACACUGCUCCCGUGUAAAACCGACCCAAUGCCAAUAUUUUCCUCCUUGACCAUGUCACUGCUUGGUCUGAACCAGGGGAACAUCUGGCUCUAUGAUGAUUCCGUCCUGAUCACUGGCAAAACAUCUGAUGAUUCAUCAAAGCCCGUUGUCCAGUUUCCCAAGAGCCUUCUGAAUCUGAGCGACAGCAGUAAUGCCACGGCUGUCAGAGCCUACCUGACCGUCCCAAAGCUGCCGGCAGAGGAGGAUGGCUUCCAGAACACUCUGGGCAUCAUGAGCACUAAAUCAGGAUACGUUGGUUUGGAGUUGAGUCCGGUGGCAGCUGUCAGUGUGCAGCUGUUCUCAGGAGACACUGAGUUACAUGUGAGGGGGGGGGGCAUUCAGAUCAGCCUCAGCAUUCCUGACAGCCGCGGACUCCAGACCUCCGAUGUUGUUCCGGCCUGGUUCUUUAACCGGACUACUGGUGGAUGGAUGAGGAAGGGGCUGGGGACAGUGGUCUCAGUGGAGGGGAAGCUCAUGUGGACAUUCACUGCUCCUCACCUGGGUUACUGGAUCGCAGCGCCUUUAUCACCCAAUAGAGGUUUCUUUGGACUUGCCAUCCCCAUUGACUUCAUCUUAAACCAUUCAUCUCUCCUGAUGGUUGUCCUGGGAGGGAUGCUUGUUAUUAUCAUCUGUCUUCUGGUUGGGUUAUUAUGUAAUCGCAGCUCACUGGGAGGGCAAAACAUAUAUCAAAAUAUAUCUCUAUCCUCUAGACGUUCGCUCAGUGAACCUAAAACCAAGAAGAUCCUACCAGCGGUGAGAAGAGACAAAACCACCUCCACAUGUGAUGAUGAAUUCUUUGAAGAAGCUUCACUAGACUCCUCUCAUCCACAGAAUGGACUGAACCAAACCAUUACAGGGAGGGGGGAUAAUCGGCACAAUGGCAAUGUCAUAGCCAACCCCAAUGCCGUGGCCAUUCGGGUGGAGUGUGGCGGAGUGGAGCUUAACCCUGACCUGAACGAUCUGAUGUGUCUGCAUGACCCUACGGAUCAGAUCAGGGCUCCCGUCUCUCUGGCUGAGAAUUUGUUCUUCUACAACCAGCCCAUUGCCAUUCUUCACGCCCCGGCAUUCUUCCAUUUGGAGGAACAGGCCCAGUGGAGCAAGUCGGCCGCUUCAGAUCCACUGAGUAAAGACGAGUUCUCCCAGGCCCCGGCAAAAGGUUCCUCUGCCACCCAGAACCAGGAAGUGGAAACUGAGGACCAGUCCGAGGUUCUAGAGGAGGCAUCAACUUCCUCCAACACAUCCAGCGGUCACUUCAGCCUCACGGAGUCAGCGUCGGUCCCAGGAACGUUGAAUAAAAUCCGGGGCAGCAGACGCUCCGUGCCCGCCUUGGGAGAGCUUUCUAAAAUCCCAUCGACGCAGUCUCCAAGGGCCUGGUUUGUAUCGAUGGAGGGCAAACCUGCAGCUGAGAUCCAUUACGCAGUGUCUGAUCAGCAGAGGAGACGGGGGCCGGCCGACAGUCGAGAAACCAGCUUAGACUCAGGAGUGGACAUGAGCGAACUGAACCAGCCGUCUGGAAGGAGGGCUGUACCACUGGAGCGCAAAAACACUUUCAUCAAAAGCUCAUCCAGCAGUACACAAGGACCGCCACAGUAGAAACAGCUAUCUAAGUUCAUACAAACAGCUAUGGCAUGUCAUUUAUUUAACUCAUUGCUAAUUGUUUUACAUUAAAGGUGCAAUGUGUGAGAUAUUCACAUUGCAGAAGUAUCAUUUAAAACAUUAAAACAAUUAACAAAAAUCAACAGAAAGUGAAGAGAUAACAAUAUUGACAUUGUGUCAAAGACGUCUAUGUUUUGAGUUGCAGAUAUUUCUAAUGAAAUUAGCAUGCUUUGGUGGGAAAAAUGAGAGUUUGCCACUUUUGACAUUGUUUUAUACAGAUUCAUGUUUUCCAAAUAUUUGUACAUCUCCCAGGGUUACCGCAUGCUCUGUUCCCUUGCAGAUUGGUCUCCAGGUGGCAAGAGGACAGGAGAAUGUGCGGGUCAAUCCCUUGUUUCUUGGUUUAUUCUAAUGACCGAACUAUCAGGGCGUACAUGAACCAAGCCGAGGUCGAUGCCACACAUGAAGACUAUGAGAUAGUUGUGUUAUUUUGACCGGCUCUCACAGUAAGGUUUUUAAAUGACUGAUCAAUUUAGAUUAUAUGGACCCAUAGGACAGGUGAAAUACUGGCACCUAUAUCUGUGGGGCAUGGCAAGGUGCCGAUCCAGGUUUAGGGUUAGAGGCCCAUCAGAUUCCACACAGUGUGUGUGUGGAAGCUGUUGCACAUGUACACAAUUGUAAAAUGUCUUUAACCAGUAACAUACUCCAUUUUGCAAAGUGUCAGUGAUCAUUUCCUACCGAUGAGUUACAUAUUACCCUAUGUAUCUGCCUCCAACGGGACAGAGACACAAUGUGAUUGAGAUUAAUGAGGUCAGAAUAACAGACGGACUACCAUGGCUAACUGAACAUGAUUGAACUCUUGUUAUUUUAACAAUGUUCUUUAAUUUGUAUUUGAUUUGCAUAUUUGUUUAUGCAUGUUUUUUGUGUACAUCAUCAUGAAGUGAAUCAUUUCAUUAUAUUUUAAUCAAAUAAAACUGACCU